Lycium barbarum (goji berry) is the source of this 790-nucleotide messenger RNA. RefSeq lists its product as uncharacterized. Gene Ontology annotation, biological process: intracellular protein transport; endoplasmic reticulum to Golgi vesicle-mediated transport. The record is from RefSeq and is a predicted model, not a curated record. Gene Ontology annotation, cellular component: endoplasmic reticulum membrane; endoplasmic reticulum. The transcript has 4 exons. Bases 150 to 539 code for a protein of 129 amino acids. Lineage: Eukaryota; Viridiplantae; Streptophyta; Magnoliopsida; Solanales; Solanaceae.
GUAAGAUAAUCAAGAGGACAUUUCAGUAAUUUCCCAAUAACAACGUUGAUGCGAAAUUGAAAAACUUCUUCAACCUUCUUGUCAAGUAAACAAAUACGGUUGUGUGUGAAAUCACAAAUAAUUUCACAGCAAAAGAAGCAACAGAGCAAAUGGCAUUACAAUGGAUGAUACUGUCGUACGUGGUGGCAGUAGAGGCAGCCGUAGCAAUUCUGCUGACAUUACCAUCACCAAAAGCAAUCAAAUCUCGUGUCGUUUCAUUAAUUUCACUCACCCUUCAACCUUCACUUUUCAUUAUUCCCUUUGCCGGUUUUCAGCUCCUCGAUAUAUAUUGGAAGAAUGAGCAUCGCUUGAUGUGCACUGGUGAGAUCUGUACUGCUGCUGAGAGAGACCGCUACGAGAGAUCGAUCUACAAGGCUCAAAGAAAUGCUAUUCUGUGUGUAGCAGCAUGCCUUCUGUACUGGUGUAUCUAUCGUGUCUGCAAGUACUACAAGGAGAUUCAGAGCAUUGAGGAGGUGGAAAAGAGACUCAAAGAUGAGUAGGUCGUUAGGCUGCUGCUCUUCCACUAGAAUUUGAGAUCUAGUUGUAGCGUAGCUGAAACAGUGCCUAGUGACCCUUUUAAGACUUUGUAAUGUGAUAUGAAUUUUGUGUUUCGCUUUGUUAAUGCCAUCUAAUGGCAUGCUUUUGUUAGAUUUUCGUGUCUUCCUCCUCCACGAGGUGGUUCUUUUUAUUUGGAAACAUAAAUGUAAUUGGUUGCUACCAAAAUCACCUAUAUACAUUCAAGUGCUAUCAA